AAACUAUCAUCAUCAGUGUCAUCAUCAUCGAUUGCGAUUCUGAUUCUGAUUCUGAUUACCAUACUGAGUCUCAGCAUUCUAGUAGGAAAGAUGAGUUUGAUAUCUUCAUUAAUCUCAAUCUUACCAUUCGAUUUGAUUUCACCUUCUCAUGAAUUCCAAUCAAUCUCUCAACAAAAACAAUUCGAAAGACAUUCCAAACUCAUUCAACCUUUAAAUUCAAAUCAAUAUCAUAACUUUUUCAAUUCAUUCACCACCUUUGAAAGAACAAUCUUAAGCACUCCUUCAAACCUAAUCGUUCAACAUAUCUCUCAACGUCGUCCUCAGUGGAAUUCAACUAAUGUUUUAAAAGCUUUCAUUAAAUCUGCCAUCAGAUCUCAUGUGGAAACUAAUUGUUUGACAGAAAUCAUGUUUGAAUCUGCUUUAGAUCAAGCCAGUAAACUAGAUGAAGAAUUUGAAAGAACUGGAAUCAUUAAAGGUAGAUUACAUGGUAUACCAAUCAGUUUAAAAGAUCAAAUCGAUCUUCAAGGAUUAGAUUCAAGUAUUGGCUUUAGUAGGUAUAUUAAUCAACCUGCCAAUCGAAAUGCUGAUUUGGUACAACAUUUAAUUAAUGAAGGCGCUAUUAUCUUUGUCAAAACUAAUGUACCUCAAACUAUGCUAGCAUUCGAAUGCUCAAAUCCAAUCUUUGGUACUACUCAAAAUCCUCAUAAAAAAGGGUUUACAUGUGGUGGGAGUUCAGGUGGUGAAGCUGCUUUACUUGCUUCUGAUGGUUCUUGUAUUGGAAUAGGUUCUGAUAUAGGUGGUAGCUUAAGAAUUCCUGCUCAUUAUAGUGGAUGUUAUAGUCUUAAACCAUGUGCAGGUCGGAUUCCACAAACUGGUUUACGUGCUGCUAAUCCUGGUUUUAAUGAAAUCUCAUCAGUUGUGGGUCCUAUGGCAAGAUGUGUAGAUGAUUUAAUCUUAGCUAUGGAAGUUAUGAUCGAUACACCUGAAGAUCUUAAACGAAAACUUGAUUUAAUUCCACUUCAAUUUCGAUCUGAUCGAUUACUUCGUUAUCAAUCAUUAGAAACACCUACAUCUGAUUCUGAAUCAAGUCCUAGAAAACUUAAAUUAGGAUUUUUUGUUGAUGAUAAACUUAUCAAAGCUAGUCCGCCUUGUCAGCGUGCAGUACUUGAAACAGUAGAACGUCUUAGAGAUCGCGGACAUGAAUGUGUACCUAUCAAUGUUGAUCGUAUAGAUGUCUUCCAGGCUCUUGAAUUGUUUGUUGCCUUGAGUAGCGCAGAUGGGUAUCAUACCAUGUUGUCUAAGCUCGGACCAGAUCCAUGUGAACCUGCGAUGUUUUUGACGACCUUAGGACCACGUCUUCCUUCAUUCGUCCGAUUUGUUUUGGUUACUUUUUGUAGAUAUGUAUUGGGUCAAACUGAAAUAGCUAGAUUGGUUAAUGCUAGUAGAAUCAAAUCAGCCAAAGAGAUGCAAGAGUGGAGAGUGAUGAAAAAAGCUUAUGAGGAGAAAGUACGAAAAUAUUUAUGGGAGGAUGAAAAAUUGGAUGGAGUUCUUUGCCCUACACAAGCUUAUCCAGCUGUACCAAUUGGAUCAACUUGGAACAAAGCAAUGCUAGCGGUCUCUACUUUAUUAUGGAAUGUAGUAGAUUCCACGGUAGGACAAAUGCCAAUCACCAAAGUGAGUUUAGAAAAAGAUCAAAUGAAUUCCACCAACACCACCACCGUCGCCGACGAAGACGAAGACGAGAAUCACGAAACCAAAAGAGAAUCAAGUUUAUUAGAAACCAAACUUGAUCAAAGUUUAUAUGAUGUGAAUCAAAUGAAAGGUUUACCGAUUGGAAUUCAAAUCGUUGGAGCUAAAUGGGAAGAAGAAUCGGUUUUAGGUAUCAUGAAAUUGAUUGAAGAGAGUUGGAAUGAUGAUGAAAAACAAGUGAGACCAGGUAGUUUUUUAAAUCAAAUCGAAACACAAUCUGAUCAUCAUCCAAAAUCUUGGUAGUCUUAUAUAAUAAUAUAGUUAGUACACUUUUAUGUGAAUAGAUUUGUUGUAUAUAUAGUAUGUAGUGCAUCGAAUCAUUGAAUAUUUCCGUUGAGCAUAGGCAUCUUACAUAUUACAUUUUAUUUUUUUCUAGUUAACUGAUAUUAGCAUAGAUCAUGAAUCACCAUUAAUGAAUAUUUAUCAAAUUUGAAUGCAUC
Messenger RNA from Melampsora larici-populina 98AG31, 2189 nucleotides. RefSeq lists its product as uncharacterized. The transcript is spliced from 12 exons. Gene Ontology annotation, biological process: fatty acid catabolic process. NCBI's taxonomy places the organism in Eukaryota, Fungi, Basidiomycota, Pucciniomycetes, Pucciniales, Melampsoraceae. Gene Ontology annotation, molecular function: fatty acid amide hydrolase activity; amidase activity. The coding region runs from base 91 to 1992 and encodes 633 amino acids. The record is from RefSeq and is a predicted model, not a curated record.